Miscanthus lutarioriparius is the source of this 987-nucleotide messenger RNA. The record is from the annotation of a GenBank genome assembly. NCBI's taxonomy places the organism in Eukaryota, Viridiplantae, Streptophyta, Magnoliopsida, Poales, Poaceae.
AUGGCGCCAUGGCCGACGGUGGCGAGGCGCGAGAAGGCGCUACCUGAGCUCGACAGUCGGCACAAGCGCGAGCACCACGUGCCGGAGAGCGAGGCGGGGCUGCGCGCGCACGAUUGCCGGCCGAGGUGGAGGAGAAGCGCGAAUUUGGCGGUGGGUGCGAUGGCGCGGCGAGGGGAGAGGGUGAGCUCUCGGCGGGAGAGAGGAGAGGCAAGGAGAGUGUGCAAGUGGCGCAGUGGCUUCAGCAGAGCGGUAGGCGUGGCGCGUAUGCAGGUCUCUUACCAGCAGAUACAGCUCUCCCCAGUCGUCACCUACAGCAGCGACCGCCACUAUGACCACCAGUACUAUGGCAACCUUGACACGAUCCUAAACCUGGACGAAUUCAAGUGCCAAGAAGCUCACAGCGAACGAGCACAGCACAAGAACGGCCGUGGCGGCGUGUCCAAGCCCUACGUCCGCCACCUCAGCCCAAAGAAGAAUCCCAAGCCAGGCUCCGGUGGACAGAGGGCGAUCAAGGCGGCCAUGUCAACUGUGGCAGGGAUGCACAUGGUCAGGCUUGCCCAGUGGCGGCAGUGCUGCUACCAGAUGGAAAUGGCAGUAGCUGCGCCAACCAGUGGAAGCAACAACUCAAACCAGCAGCAGCACGUUUUGUCGGAGCGGAAGCGCCGCGAGAAGCUCAACGAUAGCUUCAAGGCUCUUAGGACAGUGCUCCCCCUGCAUCCAAGAGCAAGGCACUACGUGACCACUCUUGAGUCUAGAGUGUCUGAGUUAGAGGAGAAGAACAUGAUGCUAGUAGAGUUGCUGCACCACCGCAACAACGGAGGCGAUCAAGGCGAUGUUUCUGGCAAAAAGAUUGAGGUCGAUAUUGAUAUCAAUAGAGAAGCAUGCGAGGUAAAGGAAACAUCACAGGAAUUUUGCCUGAAGAUAAUGGUAGGGUCAGAGUGCAAUGCCAUGGAUGAUGUAGUUAGUAUACUUGAGCGCCUCAAGUAG